AUGAACAAUCAUGCUAUCGCUCCUCCCGCGAACAAAAGACUUGGUAACUACAUUGCGCCGCGCACACCAACAGCGGACGCCCCGCAUGAAGUUACGACCAGAGAAAGCCAGCAGGAUCUUCCCAAUGCUAUCGUGGUUGCGCCGAGGCGUUCAAGUGGUCUCCCUCAGAUCAUCUUUGGAUCCCUCAGGCGAGAUCAGGGAGUACCGCCGACUUUCGAGCGAGCAUCUUCGGCCCUGGUAGUUCCACUAGGCAGAGGCCGUAGAAAGCGCAAGAAAACGCCAAAAUACGCCACAGAUUCAGAAAAGCAGCUCGAUGACUCCCGCAGCGGCGAUGUUGACGGAGAAAACAACGACAACGUCAAGGUCAAGGUCAAGCGAGUGAGAAAGCAAACCAGCGCACUCACAGGUGCUGGAUCAACGGCUGGGUCGGCGAAGAUCAAGGUAUUGGAACAUCAGACCGAUGCUUGCAUUCUUGCCGAUCAAAAAGCAGUCGCGGACCGGGAACAAUUGGCUACUCUCGCGGGGCAGUUUCAAGCGAUGCCCGUUGUACGCAUAGUACAGAACCAAGUCACAAACGCUACUAAUACCAGCAACGAUACACCUCUGGACGCUCAUGUGUUGACGGCCGCUUCUGCGAUUCCCCCAAGAGUCUCUUGGAUACCUGAGCCCAUUCGCAUGACCGGCAUGGCCAGCCAGCAAUCACAGGACAUGAUCAUUCCCACCCCAUACAUCGAUCCGAUGGUAGCAUAUCAACCGCGCUUUGGCAAGGCCAAUCUGGAGGCGCCUUGGCAGUACAAGCAACGACUGGCACAGGCGGAAGCAGAGCCUGCAGCGGAGUGGCGGGUGAAAACCCUACCGGAAUACCAGGCCAGGGUGGAAUAUGCCACGCGGCUCAAUCUGGGCCCACAAUACAUCGAAGAGUCGACUGAAGGUUGGCGACGGGCUCAAGGUCCGCAGUUUCGGCAGCAAAUGCAAGCGAACGCUGCCAUUCACGACAACAUGUGGUUUCCAGGCACCUCGUCAAGUAUGCAGCCCCAAGAAAUGACACAGUCGUUUGCUACGAUGCAGACUACGGACUGGUCGCACGAGGUACCGCCACCACCUCGCGCCGAUCCCUACACUGUUCGGCAGGGCGUAUCCUCGAAUAUUUGGCCUCCCACACAGCAAUUCACCCAGCAAUGGGGUUCCUUUGAUGGCCAGCCUCGGGAGCAGGCGUUCAUGGGAAUCCAUCCGUAUGCUGUUGAAGAUCGGCAAUAUCCAAGGGACCGAUAUCCAAUUGAUCAGACUGCCGACCAAGGCAUUCAACAGAACGGCUACUCUCCAGCAGUGGCAACACCGGACGUCCGGGUGCGAUUGGGCAAUCCAUCGUACGCAGAGCGCUGGGCUAAUACCCAACCUUUGUGA
Messenger RNA from Ramularia collo-cygni, 1404 nucleotides. RefSeq lists its product as uncharacterized. NCBI's taxonomy places the organism in Eukaryota, Fungi, Ascomycota, Dothideomycetes, Mycosphaerellales, Mycosphaerellaceae. The coding region runs from base 1 to 1404 and encodes 467 amino acids. The transcript has a single exon. The record is from RefSeq and is a predicted model, not a curated record.